Molecule: messenger RNA, 1014 nt
Organism: Akanthomyces muscarius
Lineage: Eukaryota; Fungi; Ascomycota; Sordariomycetes; Hypocreales; Cordycipitaceae
Exons: 2
Coding region: 1-1014 (337 amino acids)
Molecular function (GO): aminopeptidase activity
Source: RefSeq, a predicted model, not a curated record
AUGUUCCUGGCGUGCUGGCGGGACUGGCACAAAUACUACGCUUUCUCUGGCGUAUUUCGCUUCAAUGGAUGUGGCGAGCUGACAGGAUCUCACUGGAUCAAAGAAACUGGCCUCCUCACAUCGCCGAUUAUCCUCACAUCGUCUGCAGCAGUUGGCGAUGCCUACCGGGGCACCUACGAGUACUGUUACCGAUAUCGUCUGAAUACUGAGGGCGAAAUGCCUCUUGUCAUUGUCCCCGUCGUUGGAGAGACUUAUGACGGUUUUCUGAGUGACAACGGCCGAUUCCCAUUGACAACAGAGCAUGUCAUUGGCAGUAUCAAUAAUGCUUCUUCAGAUGCUGUCCUCGAAGGCUGCACUGGCGGCGGGACCGGCUCGGUUUGCCACAAAUUCAAGGCCGGCACAGGGUCCAGCAGCCGGAUUGUAAAGGGUGUAGACGCAGCUGGCAACAAGGUUGUCUACACCGUCGGCGUGAUCGUCCAGGCCAACUACGGCCUUGCGGACACAUUCCAUGUCGGCGGUGUUCCUGUCGGGGCGAUCCUCCAGGAAGAGCAAGAGGCCGCGCAGAAGGAGAGAGUGGCACCGUCUGAGAAGAAAGUCAGGAAGGACGGCAGCAUCAUUGUCGUGAUCGCGACAGAUGCACCUUUGCUGCCCAUCCAGCUGAAGCGACUGGCGAAGCGUGCCACGGUUGGCCUCGCCAAGGUGGGUGGCUAUGGCUACAAUAGCUCUGGGGACGUUUUCCUGGCCUUUUCCACCGCAAACAAGAUUCCUUACGAGGAGUUGGCCCUGCCGGGCCAGCCGCCGCGUCCGGUGGACCCUAUGCAGCCGAGCCCGAUGAUAGUGCAGAUGACUGACAACGAAUCCAUCGAUGGGCUUUUCGAGUCGACGGCAGAUGCCACCGAAGAGGCCAUCUACAAUGCCAUUUUUAUGGGCACAACAAUGACUGGGCUGAAGGGCAGAACGGUAGAGGCGGCGGAUAUUGGAAAGAUCAAGGCAAUUGUUGAGAAGCGGCUGUGA